Molecule: messenger RNA, 1644 nt
Organism: Linnemannia hyalina
Lineage: Eukaryota; Fungi; Mortierellomycota; Mortierellomycetes; Mortierellales; Mortierellaceae
Source: the annotation of a GenBank genome assembly
AUGAACAUGGAACGGAUAAACCCGCUCGAUCUGCCCGAGAUCAUCAUGACCGUCGGCCGCUGCCUUCCGCUCUGGAAACACAGCGACAACCUCGGCUUUUACGACUUUAACCCAAAACACCUCCUCUCCUUCACCCUCGUCAACAAGACUUGGCGUUCUGCCUUGUUGCCAGUCGUCUGGUAUGUCUACAAUGGCUUUGUGAUGCGCCAUGUCCCUAAGCCCAUCAUCCUCAAGUACUCGGUCCAUUUCCGUCUGGUCUUUGGAGACCGUUCUUUCCCGGGUCAAGUUCUGUCGAAGAAUAUAAAGUCGUUGGUAAUCUCUUGGUGGGAUCAGGGGUUGUUGGACCUUGUGGGGGGGAAUGCAGAGUCGUUGGAGUAUUUGUCUUGGAAAGGCGCCAAUUCUACGGGUGGAACUGGAGGUGGGUGGCCGAGUCCGGAUUAUGGGCUCUUGAUGAGGAUGGCUCCGACACUCAAGGAGUUACAUAUGUCGCAUUGGACGCUUUCUGGACAGGAGGUUGCGCGGUUCUUGGGUGCCUGUAAGCGACUGCAUCGAUUGGAUUUGGCCGCCAUCGAUUGGAUCGAUCCCAUCCCUGAGUGCAACUUCACCGCCGCUUCCUCUUACUGCCGCCCGGUCUCGUCAGACACCGCUGGCCAAGGGCUGACGGACCUCAACCUGGACAUCAGCACGCCCAAAGAAGACGCCUUUGUCGACCUCCUCCGGUAUAGCUGCCCGGACCUAGAACGGUUCACGCUCUACUCCGAAUCUGCUGCGGACUCGCGUCGUCUGACACCGAUCCUCCGAGCCCACUGUCGUAAACUCGUCGGACUUGACUAUGUGACCCGGUUCUCGUCCUCGCUCGACAGAAGGGAUUACCUCUCCGAUAGCGAGUACGCAGAUCUGGUCCUCGCGGUUUCGGACAAUGUGAGGCAGAUCAAGUUGGAUAUCCCUUGGUUGGACGCUCAGUUGACACGGGCGAUUGUGCUGCGGCCUUUGACGCUGCAGUCGCUCAACUUAAAGUUUUACGAACGCAGAAUGGCACCGCCAACCUCAUCCUUCUCUCCUUCCUUCCCAAUAUCCUCUCCCCCACCUUCAUCGUCGCCGUCGUCGUCGUUGUCUAUCAGGGAUGCAGAAAACCUGGGCCAGGUCAUCCUCCAGCACUGCACCAACCUCCGCGACCUAUCCCUCUUCUUCAACCCGCACUCAAUGGGGCCCGAAGAAACCCUCAAACUCGUCGAGAAACCUUGGGCUUGUCUCGACCUCCAAUCCUUGGCCCUCGCCGACAUCAGUAUCGGACUGUCCACCAUCAGUACCACCACCCCUCACAUUUGGCAAGGCGGUAUCGACGAAACGGCCAUCCUCCCUUCGUCGAUCUUUCCGCAGUUUCCGCAAGGACCUGGACUCCAACCCUACCACUGGCAACUGGCAGCUGCUGCUGCCACGGUUCCGAACUCAGUCGUGGUGACGACAAUGACACCGCCAAACAAUAGUAGUCAAGAUGCCCAGAUGCAGUAUGGAACGUUGGCCAAACAGCGGUUGUUUGAACAGAUCCGCAGACUGCCACAGUUGACGCGCCUGAGUCUGAACCAUGUCGCUUACUCAUUAGACGGCGAGGGCCAAGCGUCGACUCAUCGAUCCUCUCGAUGA